AAGUUGGUCAACUAAUAGCGAGCCCUUUUACGUACAGUUUCCAGUUUUUUUCCACUUUAUUCGCGUCUCGCAACUCAAGCGCAUCUAACAUUAUGGGAUGACUUGUUCUCUUUUAAAACACAUUUAACUCUUUGUUUCAAUGAUUAACUCUUAUUGUCUUGACGCGGCGGCAGGCUUGCUCGCGUUUCUCUUUAUCGUUAAAGGGAGCUUCGUUGCUCUUUACAAUCGCUAAGCCUUCUUAAUAAUCCGGCUUUUCUGUAUAGCAUAACUCUUGGGGGCUUAUAGUAUGUUUUCAGCCUUGCCGUCGUUGUUUCCGCGCUCGAUAUACCGAGCUCUGACGGCGGCUACUGUUUUCUCUUUACUCCUGUUCUACCUAUAUGUGCGAAAGCCAAUACUUGCAAGCGACUCGGAAUACCUAAAGAAUGCUCGACCUUCGUGCGACUCGCUCAAGGGGAUUGAUGAUCUUUUUGUGAUUCUCAGGACCGGAGCUUCUGAGGCUCAUAAGAAGCUUCCCGUGCACUUCGCCACUACUCUGCGAUGUGUUCCCAACUACGCCAUCUAUUCCGACUACGAAGAAGAAAUUGAGGGACACCAUGUCUAUAAUGCUUUAGACGAAAUCAACCCCGACAUCGUGGCCGAAAAUCCCGAUUUCGAAUAUUACCGGCGCUUGCAAGAGGGGGGCAGGCAGGCUUUUACGACCGAGGAGCUAGAGCAAUGGGCGUCCGCCAAAAACACAGAUGCCGGGCGUGAUACCCCCGGUUGGAAGUUGGACAAGUGGAAGUUUCUCCCGCUGGCUGAGAAAGCUCUGCGGCAGCGACCUGACGCGAAGUGGUAUAUCUUCAUUGAGGGAGAUACCUAUAUGCUCUGGCAAUCUCUGUUGGAGUGGCUAUCGCACUUCGACCCAUCCAAGCCUUACUAUCUGGGCAUGCAGAUGCAGAUUGGCGACAUAGUCUUCGCUUAUGGCGGCGGGGGCAUUGUUGUUUCCAACCCGGCGUUACAGAGAGUUGUGGCGCAUCGUAGUGAGAACUUAGAGGCCUACGAUGACUUCACUGCCGCGCACUGGGCUGGCGAUUGUGUCUUAGGCAAGGCCCUGGCGGAUUCUGGUACGAGGCUAUUAUGGUCUUUUCCGACUGUCGUCGGUGAUCGACCCGGCGAUAUUGACUUCAACUCGACGUUUGGUGGGGCUAAUAACAGGCCGUGGUGCUAUUACGCUUCGAGUUAUCAUCACAUUCCGCCCGCCGAAAUUCCCAGAUUUGCUCGGUUUGAGUAUAUAUGGAACCAGAAGAACUCCCACCGCCUACGGCAUCGAGAUGUAUUCCGGUACUACGUUUUGCCCCGUUUGUCGUCCGAGCACGAUGACUGGGAUAACUUGUCCGAGGCCAGUCAAGGUGACGUGCAUUCCUUCGAGGGCUGCCGUAGCACUUGUGAGAACCAGCCUGACUGCAUGCAAUUCUCCUUCUCGGGUGACUCAUGCAAGACAUCUGCGUCUCUCAGGCUAGGACAUCAGGCUUCUAAGGACACUCCGGAACGAACGAAAUCUGGCUGGGUAACCGACCGAAUUAAAAAUUACGUCGAGCGCAUGGACGCGACCUGUAGUCAUGAGACCUGGACUCUGCCGUGAAGAUAAUAUCUGCUUAAUAUCGUCAGAGUUUAUCUGGCUACUGGAGUUGUAUCGACAAAUCCGAUCGUGAUGUGGAGCAUCGCGACUGUAUAAAUACCGCUCCGCCUGACCAGGCUGCAUUGCUGGUUGUAAUGGAGCUAGCGGGUCGGGCAUUAUACUUAGAAGGCAUGCGGUAUCUUGGAUUAACGUACCAGAGACUCUUCGAAGGCUCGUAUUGUAUAAAAUACGUUAAUUAGCCCGGUGUAUACAUGAUUGGUCGUUGGGACGCUGUAUACAAGGCCGAGGAGUAUGGGUAAGGCAUGAUCAUCACGAUGAUGGCACCGAAGGAUAGAUGAGCCGAAGGUACAUGUGUGGAAGGCUUUCUAUUCAUGAUCAUCUAGCGUAUUUUUCAAACUAAAUUACUAUUCAGAAUAUAAAAUCCAGGUUUUGGUUCAUAUCUAUGCAUU
Messenger RNA from Annulohypoxylon truncatum, 2067 nucleotides. RefSeq names its product glycosyltransferase family 31 protein. The record is from RefSeq and is a predicted model, not a curated record. The transcript is spliced from 2 exons. Lineage: Eukaryota; Fungi; Ascomycota; Sordariomycetes; Xylariales; Hypoxylaceae. Gene Ontology annotation, molecular function: glycosyltransferase activity. Bases 287 to 1621 code for a protein of 444 amino acids. Gene Ontology annotation, cellular component: membrane.